CAAGGUUAAAAAUGCACGCAAUGCAAUCUAUCGACAAAAUGGACCAUCUUUUGGAAUGAUAGAUCUUAAACUGUCUCCACAAGAUAACGAAGGCCGAACAUGGAUAUGCUGUAAGGCUGAUUAUGAAAAGCUGAUUCGGCAUGAACCAGGUACUUUUCAAGUACAAGAAUACGAAGUAUUCCAAUAUUUAAAAAAUUGA
This is a messenger RNA of Racocetra persica, 199 nucleotides long. The record is from the annotation of a GenBank genome assembly. NCBI's taxonomy places the organism in Eukaryota, Fungi, Glomeromycota, Glomeromycetes, Diversisporales, Gigasporaceae.